CUUUCGUCUUGUUGUUGGAAAGAUUAUCGUACUUUUUUGUUUAAAUAAAUUAAAAAUUUGGUAAUUUGCUGCACAUAAAGUGGGUCAAAAUGAAAAAGGGGACUACRAAGCAAGUAAAGGCGGACAAAAAGCCUGGUGUYACACCAUCAAAUGUCGCUAUGAAAUCAACUAGUAAGACAACUACCACAAAGAUCAAACGAAAGGAUGAAGAUGACAUGACACAAAUGGGAGAUGACAUGGAUGAAUGGAUGCAGCCUAAACAAUUAAUCAAACCAGAUGAUCAACUUGAACUCACUGAGGCAGAAUUAAAAGAAGAGUUCACAAGAAUAUUGACUGCAAAUAAUCCUCAUGCUCCAAGCAACAUUGUCAGAUACAGUUUCAAAGAAAGAUGCUACAAACAAACGUCAAGUGUUGAUCAACUUGCAAUUCACUUUGCUUUGGAUGGAAAUAUGUUACACAAAGACUCAGAUGAAGCAAGGAGGCAAAGAACUCGUCAAGGAAUGGCUGAUGCUGAAGCAGAUGCUGAAGAAGAUGAUGAGAAAGAGAACAAGCCUGAUGAUGAAAAAGAAAAAACUGAUGAGGAAAAAGGACAAGCAGAAUCCUCAGGUCCUCCAAAGAAAGAACAAAAACUAACAAACCAGUUUAACUACAGUGAAAGAGCAUCUCAAACAUAUAAUAAUCCAUACAGGGAUCGUGGGACAGCUACUGAACCUCCUCCCAGAGCAAACUUCUCAUCAACAGCAAACCAGUGGGAGAUUUAUGAUGCAUAUGUUGAAGAUUUACAGCGACAGGAAAAAAUUAAGGAAAAAGAAACAAGGAAAGCACAGACUCUAAAGAAAGAAGAUGACAAGAAAAAGAAACUCACUCAGAUGGAGAUCCAGGGUGACGACAUUACAAGAAUUGGUAAACCAGCUAAGAUUGUUGAAAGGAUGGUKAAUCAGAAUACAUUUGAUGACAUUGCACAAGAUUUCAAAUACUGGGAAGACCCCUCCGAUGAGUUCCGUGAUCCAAAUGGUACAUUGCUUCCACUAUGGAAGUUUUCRUAUGAAAAAGCCAGAAAGCUUGCUGUUACAUCACUUUGCUGGAAUCCAAAGUAUCAAGAUCUUUUUGCUGUGUCAUUUGGCUCAUAUGACUUUCUUAAGCAGACUCAUGGCAUGGUCUGCAUGAAUACCUUAAAGAACCCUACAUAUCCAGAAUUUACUUUUCAAACAGAGAGUGGUGUCAUGUGUCUCGACAUUCAUCCAGAUCAUCCACACAUGAUUGCACUUGGACAUUACGAUGGGAGUGUUGCGGUGUACAGUGUGAGUGAUAAGGUGGGGAAAGCUUUAUAUCGAUCAACUGCUAARACAGGGAAGCAUACAGAUCCAGUGUGGCAGGUGAAAUGGCAAAAAGACGACUUGGACAACAAUCUGAACUUCUUCUCUGUGUCUUCUGAUGGYCGUAUUGUUCAAUGGACAAUUGUGAAGAGUGAACUGCUCUUUACUGAUAUCAUCACUCUAAAACUUAGUACAGAAACRAAUGAGGGUCCUGAGGGAACUCAGUUAUCGAGUCUAGGCUGUGGUACAGCAUUUGACUUCCAUAAAACUAUUGACUAUUUAUUUCUUGUUGGCACUGAAGAAGGAAAAAUUCAUAAAUGUUCCAAGACUUAUUCCAGUCAGUUUCUUGAAACAUUUGAUGUAAGUUUCUUAUUCUUUUCCUUUUAUUUUCAUUGUAAUGAUGUUACUAUCUUUCAGGUCCAUGUUUAUGAUCUUAAUGUCAAUAAGUAUGAGCCGCUUUGUGAGCAAUCAGUUGUUGCAAAGAAGAAAUCAAAAUUGACACACCUGACUUUUAACCCUGCUCAUCCCAUUGUAAUAGUUGGUGAUGACAGGGGUUAUGUAACAUCUUUGAAGCUUUCACCGAAUCUGAGGAAAGCUACACAUCCAAAGGAAAAAGCAAAGGGACCAGAAAACGAGAUAGCAAAGAUGGACAAACUCCUAAGUUUAGUCAGAGAACCAGUUGAAAAGAAGUAGUUUUUCUCUCAAAAUGGAAUGCUCUCUUAUCCAAAGUAAUAUUUGACUACAGGAGUGGAAUAAGAUGACCAUUGGCCAGUGUACAUUAUUCACAUGUGAAUUUUAUCAACAAUAUUGUCAAUAUUAUCCCUGCAGUCUGUUAUUAUCAUCUCAAGAAGUGUUGUGAAUGGUAUUCAAUAUUUAGAUUGUAAAUAAAGCUAACACUCUUUUAACRAUG
Molecule: messenger RNA, 2226 nt
Organism: Exaiptasia diaphana
Lineage: Eukaryota; Metazoa; Cnidaria; Anthozoa; Actiniaria; Aiptasiidae
Product: dynein intermediate chain 2, ciliary
Exons: 25
Coding region: 90-2009 (639 amino acids)
Biological process (GO): outer dynein arm assembly; cilium movement
Cellular component (GO): outer dynein arm
Molecular function (GO): dynein heavy chain binding; dynein light chain binding
Source: RefSeq, a predicted model, not a curated record